Messenger RNA from Cuscuta europaea, 1689 nucleotides. The record is from the annotation of a GenBank genome assembly. Lineage: Eukaryota; Viridiplantae; Streptophyta; Magnoliopsida; Solanales; Convolvulaceae.
AAUAGCUUCUAAUUUAUUUAUUUUCACUUUGUUCAAAUUUAUUUAUUUUCACUUCUAAUUCUAACUAUCCAGAGAGCAAAUAAAUAAAGCAAGAAAAAUGGAAGGUGCCAAGGAUCUUCAUCGGGCGAACAGAUAAAGAAAGGGAGACUGAGACUGAGAAUGGUCGUCCCAGCGGCGGCGUUUCAGCCCCGUCUACUCUCUGCAUUUGUUGGAGACGGUAGCUUCCUAUCUUCAGCCAAUUCACUUCACAGCCUCUUCAGCAGCAUACCAGGAAAAAAACAUGUGUCAAUGCCAACAUUGAGAACGUUUUCGGGUUUGUCAGAUUUUUUAUUUAAUAAAAGAAAAGUUGAUGCUGUUCCUAGUGAAAAGCGUGAACCUUUGAAGCCAGGGAAAGUCUCUCCAUAUAGACCAGUUCCUGAUCAUAUACAAAGGCCCCCAUAUUUGAAUUCAAAGAAACCACCUAAGAUUUCCGGUGCACCACAAAUACAUGAUAAGAAUGGGAUAGAAAGCAUGAGAUCUUCUGGGAGGCUUGCUGCAAAGGUCCUUCAGUACGCGGGGACUUUAGUCAAGCCAGGCGUCACGACAGAUGAAAUCGAUCAAGCAGUUCACCAAAUGAUCAUUGACAAUGGAGCAUAUCCAUCACCUCUUGGUUAUGGCGGAUUUCCAAAGAGUGUAUGCACUUCUGUGAAUGAGUGCAUUUGCCAUGGAAUCCCUGAUUCAAGGCCACUUAAGGAUGGAGAUAUAAUCAAUAUUGAUGUUACUGUGUAUCUUAAGGGUUACCAUGGUGAUACAUCAGCUACUUUCUUUGUUGGGGAUGUGGAUGAGCAGGCCAAAAACCUUGUUCAGGUAACCAGAGAUUGCUUGGAUAGGGCAAUAUCAAUUUGUGCUCCAGGAGUAGAAUUUAACAAAAUUGGCAAGACCAUACAUGACCUUGCAGAUAAGCAUCAUUUUGGUGUUGUAGAACAGUUUGUUGGUCAUGGUGUGGGACGCUUUUUUCAUAGUGAUCCAGUCAUUCUUCAUUACAGGAACAAUGUCCGAGGACGCAUGGUUCUCAAUCAGACUUUCACCAUUGAGCCAAUGUUGACAAUAGGUAGCAUACACCCUAUAAUGUGGGAUGAUGACUGGACUGUCGUCACAGAAGAUGGUGGCCUGUCUGCACAGUUUGAACACACCAUUUUAAUUACAGAAGAUGGUGUAGAGAUACUUACACAAUGUUAAAGGCCACUGGAAGAAAAAGUAAAGUGUUGCAUUAAUUGCGGUUGUGGGUAAAACCUUAAAACUAUAACAUUUUGUUGACUUUAAAUUUUACUGUAAUCUAUAUAUACUAGGUGAGGGUAUUUAAAGAACAUGUAUGGUGGAUGCCGGACCUCAAACUUUGAGAAGGUUAGCUCGCCAAAGCCGCAGCUUGUAAAAGUUGGCUUGGAAUGACCUCAAUUCACUUGGGCCUGAAAGAUAGCAAUAGGUUUUGUAUUCAAAUUUGGUUGGGGCUGUAGAGACGGUUUUUGUUGAGCCAGUCAGCUAUGUGCAAUCUAGGUUGGUAUGUCUCAUUGUGAUUCUUUGCCGGCUAUAAUCAUAUAUGACAGAUUUACCCAGUAUGCAUCUUCAUGUGGUAGUUUUGGUUCUGAAAUUAACAAAAGGCGCAUGCACAUUUUAUAAUGUAAACAUAUUGUGGUAGAAAUUUUUAAAACA